AUAGAAUUAUUAUAGCUAUUCGAUCUUUAAAAUUAGAAUAUAUAGUUUGGCCUUCUGGAAAUUAUAAAAAAGAAGUUAAUACUGGAUUUGAACAAAUUCAAGGAUUUCUAGUGGUUAUUGGAGCAAUUGAUGAAUCACAUAUUCCUUUAUUUGAAGCACCUAGCAAAGAAAAUAAGGAUCCUGCAUCAGUUCAUGAUGCAAAAGUUUUCACAAAUUCGGAAAUUUUUAAAAAUUAUAAAAAUUAUUUUAAAGAAGAAAAUUAUUUGCUAGCUGAUUCAGCAUAUCCUUUACUUCCAUGGAUUAUGACACCAUUUAAAGAUCCACAAGGCUCACAAGCUCAACAACAAAAAACUUAUAAUACAGCGCAUAGUAAAACAAGAGUAGUUGUAGAACAAGCUUUUGGCCACUUAAAAGUUCAAUUUCCUUUUUUAAAAGAAAUGAGAGCAAAGGAUACAAAAAAAGCAACUAAUAUUAUUGAUAUGGCAAUAAUUUUACAUAAUUUUGUUGAAAAACAUAAUGAUAUUUGGAAAAAAAAUAAUCCAAAAGAUGAUGAAAUAGAAUUAGAAGCAGAAGAAGAUAAUGAAUUAAUUGAUCAAAUAAUAGAAAAUAAUAAAACAAAUAGAGUAGAAAGAGAAUAUGCUAAA
This is a messenger RNA of Dentiscutata erythropus, 644 nucleotides long. Lineage: Eukaryota; Fungi; Glomeromycota; Glomeromycetes; Diversisporales; Gigasporaceae. The record is from the annotation of a GenBank genome assembly.